CCUGGCGCAUGCGCGACAGUGCGGCCCUCGUGGAGGGACGGGCCCCCGGGCACUGCCUAGACGCCCGAAGGGGGCUGAUGAGGCGGACGGACUGUUUCCGGCUAGAGGUUCCGGGACGAGGAGGAAGCUGCGGCCGCCCGCGGUGGGACGCGCAGGCCGCUUAGCCCCGGGCGUUGCCGUGGGGCGCUCAGGUGGGGAGUUCCUCGAGUGAUUGAAACCGCGCCCAAUGACCAAGUGGAGAGGCUCUGCAAUCAGACAAGGAUGCUUUUUCUACACUUGCAGCAAAACAAGCCAAGAGGAGGAACACACUCAGCCCUGGUAGUUGUAACCCAGCACUCAUUCUGUGAAUAUGGCAAACAAGGGGAACAAGAAACGUCGGCAGUUCUCCCUGGAGGAGAAAAUGAAAGUUGUGGAAGCUGUAGACUCGGGAAAGAGGAAAGGUGAUGUGGCAAAAGAAUUCGGUAUCACUCCUUCUACUUUGUCUACGUUCUUAAAGGAUAGGGCCAAAUUUGAAGAGAAGGUACGGGAGGCAUCUGUAGGACCCCAGCGGAAAAGGAUGAGGAACGCUCUCUAUGAUGACAUUGAUAAGGCUGUUUUUGCUUGGUUUCAGGAAAUCCAUGCCAAAAACAUUCUUGUGACUGGUUCUGUCAUUCGGAAAAAAGCACUAAACUUGGCCAACAUGCUUGGCUAUGACAAUUUCCAAGCAAGUGUGGGCUGGCUGAACAGAUUUAGGGACCGCCACGGAAUUGCUUUGAAAGCAGUCUGUAGAGAGGAUAGUGACAGAUUAAUGAAUGGUCUAGGAAUAGAUAAGGUUAAUGAGUGGCAUGCAGGGGAAAUUAUAAAACUGAUUGCAGACUACAGCCCAGAUGAUAUCUUUAAUGCUGACGAGACAGGAGUGUUUUUCCAGUUGCUUCCCCAGCACACGCUUGCUGCUAAAGGGGACCAUUGUAGAGGAGGCAAGAAAGCAAAGCAGCGGUUGACAGCACUCUUUUGUUGCAAUGCUUCCGGGACUGAAAAAAUGAGACCAUUGAUUGUUGGUAGGUCAGCCAACCCACACUGUCUCAGGAACGUCCAUUCCCUCCCAUGUGAUUAUCGAGCCAACCAGUGGGCAUGGAUGACGCAGGAUCUGUUCAAUGAGUGGCUGAUGCAAGUGGAUGCCAGGAUGAAGCAGGCAGAGCGCCGCAUCCUCCUGCUCAUCGACAACUGCUCUGCUCACAACAUGCUGCCCCGCUUGGAAAGGAUUCAGGUGGGCUACCUGCCCUCUAACUGUACUGCCGUCCUGCAGCCACUGAAUCUCGGCAUAAUUCACACCACGAAAGUGCUGUACCGAAGCCACCUCCUGAAACAGAUCCUCCUCAAGCUCCGCAGCAGUGAAGAUCACAAAGAGGUGGACAUUAGGCAGGCCAUUGACAUGAUUGCUGCAGCAUGGUGGUCAGUCAAGCAGUCCACGGUGGUGAGAUGCUGGCAGAAGGCAGGCAUCAUCCCUAUGGAACUGAUGGAUUCUGACACAGAAGCAGCAGUCAGUGAACCAGAGGUAGCCAUUGAGAAGUUGUGGCACUCCGUGGCUAUUGCCACUUGUGUCCCCAAUGAAAUCAAUGUCCAGGACUUUAUCACUGCAGAUGAUGACCUCAUCAUCUCGCAAGAGCUGAUAGACGCAGAGGUCAUCCCAGGCAUGGAGGUUGGUGAAAAUACAGAUGAAGCCGGAAGUGAAGAGGAAGAGGAGGCAUCUUUAGCACAGCAGCCAAAAAUCACCAUCACAGAGGCCAUCUCAAGUGUACAGAAACUUAGACAGUUCCUUUCCACUUGCAUAGGGGUUCCUGAUGCCAUUUUUGGACAGCUGAAUGGUAUUGAUGAAUACUUAAUGAGAAAAAUGACACAAACUCUUGUUGAUUCCAAAAUUGCAGAUUUCCUUGAAACAAAAUAACAUAGGCAUUUCCUACCUCUAUUCAUUUUGAAAAUGUAGUUUAUGAGAAUAAAGUUUUUUUUUUUUUAAGAUAGGCUAUUGAACUUAAAAUGUAAGCAAUAUUAUAAUGACAACAUUCCAGUCCUCUGAAAUAAUCAGGAAACUUCCUUGAGUGGAAUCUGUAAAUGAAAUUUGACUAAUGUGUGUUAUCUUUUGAUUAAUCAAGUGGUUCCCAAAGUUGUCUGCACCUAAGGAUCUCUUGAGGAUCUUUAAAAAAUUUCCAAAGCACAGGCCUUAUCCCAGACCAAUGAAAUCACAAUCUAUGGUGCUGGGUCACAAGCCUUAGUAGUUUGUAAAACUCCCCAGGUGAUUCCAAUGUCCAGAAAAGUUUGGAAAUUACUGUGCUGACCACAGGAAAAUCAAGCACACUGUGGGUCUGGAGCUCAGUGGUUUCCAAAUGUUAGCUCACUUGGAAGGUUUGCUAAAACCCAGAUUGCUGGGCUCUACCUCCAGUCUUCUGAUUCAGUGGGUCUUAGAUGGGGCCCCAAAAUUUGCAUUUCUAACCAGUUCCCAGGUCAUGCUGAUGCUAAUGUGGUCCAGGAUCCCUACUUUGAGAACCACUGGUCUAGCUGGAUUCUAGUACUUCUCCCUUCAGCCAACCAACUGAAUACUCACACUAGCAAAAGAAAAAGAGGGGAGCAUUAGCUGUUCUUAUUCCGGAUCCACUAACUCCUUUCUACUGAUUUGGUAACUCUAGAAUCUUCUUAGCUUUUCUCUUGGAUGCCCCACCAGCUAACCAAGUAGUGAGUAGAGGUACAUCUGUCUGUGCCCAAAGCAUUGACAGGAGCCACCGAGCAUAUUAACACAUCUCGUAAUGCUUGAGGCUUGUUACCCAGAGGGAGCUGGGGCACAGGAGAAUUUGAGAAUUAAGGAGAAGGUAUGAUACAAUGUAGGGGGCCUUGUAUAUCAGAAUCCUGGGAGAGAACAUACAGCUUUGUGUACCUCUGACUUUCCAGACAAGGUGAGAGGGAAGUUUGUGGGAGAGAGGACACGUGUGACAGGAUUUGGAUUGGUCCCUGUUUGGAUUAUUCACGCUGCUCUCCACACCUGUGGAUAAUCCAGCCCAGAUUUUGUGAUUAAGAUGAAGGCACACUGUUUGCCUUUGUUAAAAUCACUUCACCUUUAAUUCCUUUAUGUUUGUUCUGCAUAGACGUCUGCAAGAGCAGAGUUGAUUUUAAAUUAUUUAGAGCUACAUAAAUUUAUAAUCAGAUUUAUAUUAAAGUUUUUCUCCUAUAAAGAAGUCAUUCUUAAUAUCCUUUAUAACCCUAGUAUCUGUUCCUAAUAUGGAAGAUAAGUGUCUCUUUCAUUUUUAGAAGAUACAUACAAAUACCUGUCAGUGUUGUAGUAUAGUUUUUCCUUUCAUACAGGUUAAUUUUGUGGUUACUUCAGGAACCCAUUGCAAUUCAGUUAUUUUUCUUUCUGUAAUCAUUUAAUCAAAACAUAUAUAAGGCAGAUAUAUCAUAGAAUGUAUGGCUCAGCGGUUUAGCGCUGCCUUUGGCCCAGGUCAUGAUCCUGGAGACCCAGGAUCGAGUCCCACGUCGGGCUCCCUGCAUGGAGCCUGCUUCUCCCUCUGCCUGUGUCUCUGCCUCUCUCUCUCUCUCUCUGUCUCUCAUGAAUAAAUAAAAUCUAAAAAAAAAAAAAAAAAGUACGGCUUCCAUGUUGAACAAAACAACAAUCACAAAAAGCAUAUUUAAAUGGAUUUUUGAAACCUUAUUUUGUAUAUUUUUCCUUUUAACAAGUAUAAUUUUAAUUAAAAGUACUACACAUAUUUUAAAUCCCUAACACUUCAGAAAGGAAAAUAGUGUCUUCUGGCUAAGUCCUGUGGUUCCACUUAUUGACAGCAACUUCACUACGUUGCUGUGUCAUCGUUUUGUGUCAGGAUUACUGACACAAUUUCAAAUUCCUUUCUUCACCUUUCUUCUGUUUGGCACAUAAUGUUAGAUCUAUUGACAUCCUGCCAUUUCCCCUGCCUGAGUGUCUGUAGUAAUUCUCAAAUGCCUAAAAUAAAUAAAUAAAUACAAGACUAA
This is a messenger RNA of Canis lupus familiaris (dog), 3990 nucleotides long. RefSeq names its product tigger transposable element derived 6 (gene TIGD6). Gene Ontology annotation, cellular component: nucleus. The transcript has 3 exons. The record is from RefSeq and is a predicted model, not a curated record. NCBI's taxonomy places the organism in Eukaryota, Metazoa, Chordata, Mammalia, Carnivora, Canidae. Gene Ontology annotation, molecular function: DNA binding. Bases 350 to 1924 code for a protein of 524 amino acids.